Molecule: messenger RNA, 846 nt
Organism: Galendromus occidentalis (western predatory mite)
Lineage: Eukaryota; Metazoa; Arthropoda; Arachnida; Mesostigmata; Phytoseiidae
Gene: AP-2sigma
Product: adaptor protein complex 2, sigma subunit
Exons: 3
Coding region: 91-519 (142 amino acids)
Biological process (GO): clathrin-dependent endocytosis; intracellular protein transport
Cellular component (GO): AP-2 adaptor complex; membrane coat
Molecular function (GO): clathrin-cargo adaptor activity
Source: RefSeq, a predicted model, not a curated record
AGGAGGUGUUUCUAUUUCUGAAGAAAUCCUCCCGGACGGAUUCAGGCAAAAACGGUGUGGUGUAUUCCCGUCACCCUACACCGCUCCACGAUGAUCCGGUUCAUCCUGAUUCAGAACCGAGCCGGCAAAACUCGACUAGCGAAAUGGUACAUGAAUUUCGACGACGACGAGAAACAGAAGCUUAUCGAGGAAGUCCACGCAGUAGUGACAGUUCGAGAUGCCAAACACACGAACUUCGUCGAGUUCCGAAACUUCAAGAUUGUUUACCGACGGUACGCCGGCUUGUAUUUCUGUAUCUGCGUUGAUGUCGGCGACAACAACCUGGCGUAUCUAGAGGCAAUACAUAAUUUCGUUGAGGUCUUGAACGAAUAUUUCCACAAUGUGUGCGAGCUGGAUCUCGUCUUCAAUUUCUACAAGGUUUACAGCGUGGUAGACGAAAUGUUUCUCGCGGGUGAAAUUCGAGAAACGAGUCAAACCAAAGUUUUGAAGCAACUCCUGGUCUACAAUUCCCUGGAAUAGAUGAAUGCAUCGAUAUGGUUGUACGCGUGAAUUAUUUUCGCAUCCAUUCUAGAACAUUAUAUGAUGAAUACGAACACCAUGGUUCCGACACCAGGUGUUCCCUAAUAACCUAACAUACUGGCAACGGUUGCGGCAGUCUUUCAAGGGCGACUUCGGACGUUCCCCGAACUGUGUUCUCGGCGGAGUUUUGUUCAGAAGGAGAGAUUUGGAUGAAUGAAACUCGGUGUAUUAGAAGCAAUAUUACGUUACGGUCAUCGAAUGCCUAAAAUCUCAGAGAGCCGUUGCCACUGACAUUUCCUCUGUACAAAAUAAACGACUCAGAACUUA